Verticillium alfalfae VaMs.102 is the source of this 786-nucleotide messenger RNA. RefSeq names its product cellulose-growth-specific protein. The record is from RefSeq and is a predicted model, not a curated record. Bases 1 to 786 code for a protein of 261 amino acids. The transcript has a single exon. NCBI's taxonomy places the organism in Eukaryota, Fungi, Ascomycota, Sordariomycetes, Glomerellales, Plectosphaerellaceae.
AUGCCUUCUUUCAAGUCCUCCCUUCUGGCCGCGGCCGUCACCUCCCUGGUAGGCGUGUCAGCGCACUACAACUUUGAGUCUCUCAUUGUCAACGGCGAGGUCACAGGUCCGUACCAGUACGUGCGCUCGACGACCAAUUCAAACAGCCCCGUCGAGAAUGUGGCCUCGGCCUCCAUGACAUGCAACCAGGGCGGCAACAACGCCGACAUUCGCGCCCGAACCGCCACGCGCACCGUCCAGGCUGGCGACGAGCUCGGCUUCGCCGUCAACGCCGACCUCGGCCACCCGGGGCCCCUCUCGGUGUACCUCUCCAAAGCCCCCGGUGCGGCGAAGGAUUACGUCGGCGACGGCGACUGGUCCAAGAUUUACGCCCUGACAACGCGCCGCUUCGACCCCAACACGGGCGUCGACUGGGCGCCCUUUCCCGCGAGCAUCGGCAUCAAGAACUUUACCUUUACGCUGCCCGCGCAGACGCCGCCGGGCGAGUACCUCCUGCGCGCCGAGCACGUCGGUCUGCACGCCGCGCAGAACGUCGGCGGCGCCCAGUUCUACAUUGGCUGCGCGCAGAUCAAGGUCGAGGGAUCGGGCACGGGCACCCCUGGUCCCACGGUCAAGAUCCCCGGCGUGUACACGGGCCAGGAGCCCGGGCUCAAGAUCAACCUGUACUGGCCGCCUGUCACAAGCUACACGGCGCCGGGGCCGGUGACGUGGCCGAACAGGUGUGAGGACCACACGGCGAACCUGAAUGGUCGGGCGAGCGAUGGUGACUGUACCCCGCUGCAGUAG